GCAUACAUAUAUAUAUCGUGUAUAUGACAUUUAUAAACAAGACGAUUUCAAGUGGAAUUUACUGUUUGCCUUCGAUGAGUAGUAGUUUCACCCUAUAUUUAUGUUCUACUUGAAGAAGACAGGAAAACUGAAUUACACAGUGCCUACAUGGUGUGUCUAGGUCAAGUAACACAAAUGGGCAUCCAUGUAUAUGCAUAUAUGUAUAUAUACAUAAAGAUACGCACAUGUAUAUACACACAAACACAUGUUAAUAUAUAAGUACAAUAUACAUGCAUACAUAAAUACCAUUUUUACCAUAAACCAACGAUCAGGUCAUGGGGAUUUUGAAGUGAAAUCGAUUAUUUGUCAGGAUAUGUGUGACACAAAUGUAAAACUUCUUUAUCAGUCAUUAAAACUGCCAUUUCCACUAUUCUCCAUUCAAAGAUUACAAUUCACAUUCUGGAAUUAAUAAUACGUACACAAUAAGAAUAGAAUACAUUACAAUUGUCUUCCUUUUUUUCCAAUUGUCGAUUAUAUAAUUCAGCAUUAUUUGGAAACAAAAGAUAUCCAACUAUACAAUCUCAUUUCAUGAGGGAAAAUGACCAUUUCCGGUGUAUUAUUCAAAGGAAAAUCAUUACAACCAUCCUUUCAUUUAAUUGGAGCCUACCUUGUAUUGAUAAUUCAACUAGUGAGAUCUCAAUCUGAUUUGGAUCGAUGUGCAAUAGUUUGUGCUCCGGAGAAAUGUCAAUGCGUAGGACCGCAAGGGAUACCGGGACAACCUGGUCCAAUGGGUGUACGCGGUUCCGAAGGGCUUCCAGGUGAUCGAGGUCUUGUUGGACUGAUUGGAACCCAGGGUGAGAAAGGUGAACAUGGUAUCCCUGGUGCAAUAGGUCCCCAAGGUGAAAAGGGUUUACCUGGUGAACCAGGCUAUGCCGGUAAAGAUGGUGAUAUAGGUCAUCCUGGUAUUCGAGGCAUAAAAGGCGAAAAAGGAGACAAUGGAUGUGAUGGUGAACCAGGGGAAUAUGGUGAACAAGGUGAUCCUGGUGAACCAGGGAGAGAAGGAAUACCAGGUGAACCAGGAAUUAAAGGUCCUAAAGGAUAUGUAGGUGGGUCACGACAAGGAUUAAUGGGUGAGAAGGGAGACCCUGGUGAAACGGGUCAACAAGGAGAAGAUGGUUUACCAGGACUUCCUGGAGAAGAUGGAGUGCCUGGUACACGUGGAGUUCAAGGAGAAGCAGGUGCUCGAGGUCUAAUGGGAGAUGUUGGUCCUAAAGGUGAAAGUGGAGUAUACAGUUAUACGAAUAUAAUUCCUGGGGAUCGUGGUGAACCAGGUGUACGUGGACAAGAUGGACAACCUUGUGAAGGUAUGGAUCGAGAGUUUACUGAAGAAGAAAUUAUCAGUUUUACAAGAGGUCAAACGGGAGAGAUAGGUUUACCGGGACCUAAAGGUGAUGCUGGAGAACCAGGUGAUACGGGUGAAAUGGGUAUACAAGGUGAAAUAGGAGAAAUUGGUGAGAAAGGUGAACCUGGUGAAUCUGGAAUAGAUGGUGAUCCAGGAGAAGAUGGUGAUAUUGGACCGGUUGGACAACCAGGAAACUUGGGUGCUGAUGGUCCAUCAGGACCGGAAGGUGCAAGUGGUGAAAAAGGUGAUCGAGGUCCACAUGGUCGUGAUGGCCUACAAGGUGAACAAGGACAAGCUGGAAUACCUGGGAAAGCCAUUUGUCCAAUCGAGUUUACACCUAAAGGUGAAAAAGGUUUACCAGGUCAUUUUGGUGAAAAAGGCUUUCCAGGUGAUCCUGGUUUACCAGGUGAACAAGGCGAAAAAGGUGUUCCAGGAGAUGAAGGUAUAAAAGGAGUUAGAGGAAUUCAAGGAAAAAUUUGUGAAGCUGGUCCACAAGGUCCAAUGGGUCAGAAGGGUUGGUAUGGUAGGAGUGGAAUUCAAGGAGAUCCAGGGGUCGAUGGAGAUCCAGGCCAGGCUGGACAAAGAGGAUUACCUGGAGAUGAUGGUUUUGGUCAGUUAGGUGAGGUAGGAGAUGUUGGUGUGGAAGGUUUUCGUGGUCCUAAAGGUGAAUCUGGAGAUGAAGGAGAACCAGGAGAGAAGGGAUAUGGAGGAGAUAGUUUAGUAGGUCCAGUUGGUGCACGAGGUGAACCUGGUGAUAGUGGCGCUGAUGGACAACCAGGGAAACAUGGUGAACCUGGGCCUCCAGGUCCUAAAGGAGAACCUCUAGCUGUCUGUCCUUUGUGUAAAGAUGGCGAAGCUGGUCCUCAUGGAGAAAUAGGUGAUCAGGGUGAAAAUGGCGAAAAAGGCGCAAAUGGAAUACCAGGUGAUAGAGGUGAUCCUGGAAGAUUAGGUGAAGAUGGAGUAAUUGGUCUACCGGGACCUAAAGGUGAAAAAGGUCGUAUCGGUGAUGAUGGUUUCGACGGGGAUCCAGGAGAUGUUGGAGAAUCUGCUAUCGUGUCUCGAGUUGUCGAAAGUAUUAUUCCUGGAGAUGAAGGCGAUGAAGGUCAUGAAGGUAGUGUGGGUGAUAUUGGUGAACGAGGUGACGACGGUGAACCUGGUCCUGAUGGUGAUGAAGGUCCAAAGGGACAGGCAGGUGUAGAUGGUGAACAGGGACCAAUUGGUGAAGUUGGAGAUGAUGGUGAAGAUGGUGAAGUGGGUGACAUUGGUGAAGAUGUUAAAGGCUUAGUUGGUCAAUUGGGUGAAAGAGGCGAUGAAGGAUUAACAGGACAAAAGGGUGAAAAAGGAAUAGCUGGAGUGAUGACAAAUUGUACAAUUGAUUGGAGGCAAAUAGUAGCUCAAAAUGAAUCUGAUUUAAUUGGUGAUCGUGGAGAGAAAGGUGAUGAUGGUGUUGUUGGUGAAAAAGGUUCUCGAGGCAUAGAUGGACGAAAGGGUGAAAUAGGCCAAACAGCAGCACCAUCUGAACGUGGUGAUACUGGUCCUCCAGGUCUUGAUGGUGAAAAAGGAGAACAAGGGUUACCUGGUAUUGAAGGCCCUCAAGGUCUACAAGGAGAUCCUGGAUUAACUAUCGACGGCGAAGAAGGUGAUAUUGGUGAACAAGGUCUUCAAGGUCCGAAAGGAUACAAAGGAGAAGAAGGUGAUAUGGGUGAUCCUGGUGAUUCACCGGAACUUCCUAGAGGUGAGACUGGUCCUCCUGGUGAAUCCGGACCUGAAGGUGAAGAAGGAGAUCCAGGCGUUCCUGGUGACAAAGGGGAACCUGGAGCUGAAGCUGGUAGACAAGGUGAACCUGGUAUUUCUGGAGAGAAGGGAGAUAGAGGACCCCAGGGUCCAACUGGUCCAAAAGGAGAACCUAGCACAAAUAUGGAGCCAGGUGACCAAGGUCCACAAGGUGAAACUGGUUUAAUGGGUGUUGAUGGAGAAAAAGGUUUGAUUGGGGAGGCUGCAGAAUGCAAUGAAGCUGGUUUGUUUGGGGAUCCAGGCCCUGAAGGAGCAGAAGGCAAAAUCGGCCAGGUUGGUGAUGACGGAAUACAAGGAGAAGAUGGUGAUCCUGGACCAACAGGAGAACCAGGUCCUGAUGGCGAACCUGGUGAUAUUGGGGAUGUGGGACUUCAAGGUAUUAUUGGUCCCAUCGGAGAAAAAGGUGAACCUGGUGGUGUAGGAGAUAUAGGUGAAAAAGGUUCUACUGGUUCAGAAGGUGAAGUAGGAGACACAGGUCCACAAGGUCCUCAGGGUUCAGAUGGAACUGAGGGAGCAGUUGGUGAUGUUGGGCUAUCCGGGCAGUCUUUAGAAGGGGAACAAGGAGAUGUUGGUCCAGAAGGAGUUCAAGGAGAGCUAGGUGAGAAAGGUGAAAAAGGUCCAUAUGGAGAAGAUGGUGAACCAGGUCCUACGGCUGAAGAUCUUCCAGGAAUAAAAGGUGAGACUGGAGAACCCGGGAAAGACGGUGAACUAGGUGAGAUUGGACCAGAUGGUGCUGAUGGGGAACCUGGACCAAAAGGUGAUGAAGGUGCUAUAGGAGAACCUGGACCUAAGGGCUCACAAGGAUCACGUGGUAAAAUUGGACCAGUUGGCGAAGAAGGUCGUCAAGGAAAUCAAGGAAAUAUUGGAGGAGAAGGUGAAAUUGGUCCAGAUGGAGAAAAAGGAGACAAAGGAGAGCUGGGUGAGGUUGGUCCACCAAGCAAUACAACUGCUGGUCUCAAGGGCAGGGAAGGAUUAGUAGGACCUCAAGGAAUGGAAGGUGAAGUUGGUGAAGAGGGGGAACAGGGAGAAAAAGGUUUAUCAGGGGAAGAGGGUGAUCAAGGUGAUGAUGGACUACUUGGAGAAAUCGGUGAAGUAGGAGAAACUGGUAUACAAGGUGAUAUGGGACCUCAAGGUAAUGAAGGUCCAUUGGGAGAUCAAGGCCCUGAAGGUGAUGUUGGAGAGAGAGGUGCAUAUGGAACAUACGGUGAGAAAGGUGAACCAGGUCUUCAGGGAGAUCCAGGUGUGCCAGCUAAAGACUGUCCUGAUGGUAAGAAAGGUGAACAAGGUCGAUUUGGUCCACCAGGGUUGCCUGGACUACAAGGACCUUCAGGAGAUCAAGGAUUACCUGGACUACGUGGAAAAGAUGGUCCACCAGGCGUUGGAGUAAUCGGUGCACCAGGAGAGCCCGGUGAUAUUGGACAUGUCGGCUUACCUGGAGAAGCAGGAGAACCCGGUGACCAAGGCCCUGAAGGACCUUCUGGUUUAGCUGCACUAACUGGAGAACAGGGAACAAAGGGGGAGAGAGGACUGCCUGGUGAUGUUGGUGACCAAGGACCAGAUGGUCUUCAAGGUCCUCCUGGUUUUGAUGGAGAAAAGGGAAUCCAGGGACCACAGGGUGCAGUGGGCAUAGAUGGUAUAGAUGGUAUUGCUGGAGAGAAAGGAUUUACUGGGAAUCAAGGUUUAUUCGGUGAUCGUGGACAAACCGGUGAUCAAGGUGAAACCGGUGAAGAUGGUAUCACAGGACCGAAGGGAACCCCAGGAAUUGCCGUGACAGGGGAACUAGGAGAAACGGGUGAUCCUGGAGAGUCCGGGAUUCCAGGAGACGAAGGAGAUCAAGGGGUUGAUGGAGAGGUAGGAGAAGAUGGUGAGACAGGUGAGAAAGGAGAAAAAGGUCAACCUGGACUAGUAGAAGGUGAAAGAGGUGAGCUGGGAGAUGAAGGAGAACGAGGCGAGAUUGGAGAAGUAGGACCUCCAGGGCCAAUUGGUGAAGUUGGACCUAAGGGAAGAAGUGGGGAAAAGGGGCAACCAGGUCAAACAAAUUACUCCUCUGUGCUUUUUGCUCGCCACUAUCAGACACCGUUUGUUGAAGAACUUACAUGUCCGACUGGAACAAGCAAACUGUUUACCGGUUACAGCUACGUUAUGGGUGGUGGUGUUGACGAUCUAGUCAGCAUGGAUUUGGGUACACCAAGCUCAUGUUUAUCCAAGUUCAGUUCACUCCCUAUGACUCAGUGUGAAAGGGAUACCACCUGUCAAUCAAGUAUGCGACAUGAAAGAUCCUAUUGGUUAGCUACAUUGGUACCACGUUCUGAACAGCCGAUCCCAGUAGAUCAAACAGCAGAUCAAAUAGCUAGAUGUGUAGUCUGUGAAGCUCCAGCGCAUGUAUUCGCUUUCCAUAGUCAAGGGGAAACACUACAACCAUGUCCAAGCACUUGGACUGAAUUGUGGACAGGUGUCAGUUUGAUACUACAUACUUCCGGUGCUCAUGGUGGUGGUCAACAAUUAUCUUCACCUGGUAGUUGUAUGGAGCAUUUUCGUUAUUCUCCAGUUAUUGAAUGUAAUAACAAUGUAGGCAUGUGUCAUUAUUGGUCAGAUGCAAAAGUUUAUUAUUUAAGAGCAUUAAAUCCAAAUAUUACACAAUUUGAAAAACCAGUAGGUUUUGUUAUGAAAGCUGCUGAAGGACCAGUGUUGAAUAAUGUUAGCAAGUGUAGAGUUUGCAUGAAAAUCCCUGCUUAAAUUAGGUAGAAUACACACACACACACACAUUUAUGGCGUAUAUAUAUAUAUAUAUAUAUACUUUGUGUUCUAUAUCAUGGAAAAACAGCAUAGAAACGAAACAGAAAUAUUGUCUCAAUGGAUACACUUUUAUCCUCUUCUUUUAUUUUCUUGUUUUCUAUUGCUUCUUAUCACUGUUUUCCUGAAAAUUAUUUGUUUUUUUAAGCAUAGUAAAUUGAAACAAUUUUCUUUUCUUCAAUACAUAUAUUGUAUCGUUUAAUUAAGUAGGUAAAUAAUAAUAAUAAUAAUAAUAAUAAUAAUAAUAAUAAUAAUAAUCCCUUUUAACUCCUGUGAAUUGUUCAAUACUAAUUUACCUAGCAAAAAAGAGACUCUAUAUUCUUGUUGCUUUUUGCUUAAUUGUUUUAAUGUUUAUUGUUAAGAGAGAGAAAACGAAGAGAAAAAAAAUAGUCUAAAGCGCCAUAUUCAGUCUAAAUAAUGUGACCUAUGAAAAUCUUUUAAUCCUUUUUGUAGUAUUUCUAAACACAUCUAUACAGAUUCUUUAUAUUAUGAAAGAGAUGUUGAAAAAUUCAUGUUUUAUUACCAAUAAAAAACUUUUUAUUUAAGCAGACAAGCUUGUUUUAAUCAUUCAAGAAUGUGUGUGUGUGUGUG
Heterobilharzia americana is the source of this 6559-nucleotide messenger RNA. Lineage: Eukaryota; Metazoa; Platyhelminthes; Trematoda; Strigeidida; Schistosomatidae. The record is from the annotation of a GenBank genome assembly.